AUGGAUCAAAUACGACACAAAUAUCUGCAAUUGUUGUAUUCAAAGUAUUCUCGGUUCUUUGGAAUAAUGGCCAAUUUGGACGAUGCAAAGGUUCAGAAACGAUUAAGAUUACAAUUACUUGAAUGGCUUGGUGUUCUGGCUAUUUAUGGCUUCAAUAGCUCAUCAUAUGACAUUAACAUCAUCAAGAAAUACCCUCCACAAGUCUUGAAACACUCUAAAAAACAUGGAAAUGUAUCCAAAUGCGAAAAGCCUUGGAUUAAUUCAAUUGAAGGAGAACUAGGUCGUAAUAUUGAACAAAGCGAAAAGAUUGAACGAUACAAUGUUGAUGGCUACGAUGAAGAAUCAAACACAAUCUAUGACUUUUUGGGAUGCUUUUUCCACUGA
Molecule: messenger RNA, 384 nt
Organism: Batrachochytrium dendrobatidis JAM81
Lineage: Eukaryota; Fungi; Chytridiomycota; Chytridiomycetes; Rhizophydiales
Exons: 1
Coding region: 1-384 (127 amino acids)
Source: RefSeq, a predicted model, not a curated record